Podarcis muralis (Common wall lizard) is the source of this 4267-nucleotide messenger RNA. RefSeq names its product DENN domain containing 2C (gene DENND2C). The record is from RefSeq and is a predicted model, not a curated record. NCBI's taxonomy places the organism in Eukaryota, Metazoa, Chordata, Lepidosauria, Squamata, Lacertidae.
GAGAGCGCGUCUGGUGGCUGCUUGCAAAGUUGCGAGCGAGCCGAGGAGCCCGGAGUGCAGUUGGCCGGUGGGGAGCGCGGGUGCCUCCGCUGCCGCCAUGGGAGCUGGGUGCCGUCAGAAUAUGUUUCCCCUUUCAGCACAGUUGUUGGAUUACUUUCCGAACUGGAUUUGACUGGAAACCCUCAGCAUCUUGACUCUGGAAUUACAAAUCUCACUCACUGCAACUGGGAGGCAACGUGCUGUGAUGUGAACGUACGUUGCCUGCCAUGCACCCCACGGGCAGCACAGAUCCUGGCUUUUCCCGCACUGCUGUGCAAACCCUGUCUCGUAGCCACUGCCGGAACAUAAAACAAAAGAUUUCUCAGUGGGAGGGUCGGACUCAAGGGGGUUGCCAGGAGGAAAGACAGAAGCCACAGGACUUUGGGGUCAAGUAUGGUCAAGAGAGCAGGAGACAGACGGUGGGACUUGGGCACAGCAGGCAUUCAGAAGGACUAGCAAACAUUCAGAGCCUUGGCUUAGAUUUCCGGGAAAACUCUCGCCUCUGCUGUGUGACUGAGGAGGAAGAGGAGAGGCUCCAAGAGGCUCCAGAGAGCCCCUUGGUUGAGCAGCUCCCCAAUGGUGUUAUAUCUGAAGGCGAGGAUGAGGCGGACUGGCAGGGAGAGAGGCUCCCUCCAGGGAACUUCUACACCUCACGGGAGCUGUGGAAACAGAUAGAAGCCCUUCCUCCCGACCAAGUCCUUGCUCUGGCUUUGGACCUGAAAAGAAAGCGGGAAAGCUGUGGCUCAACGGAGAAGGAGCUGAACCUGGCUCCGACAAAGAGCUUGGAGAACAUCUACUGUGACGUUGAAGGUCAGGAGGGGCGGCCAGCCAUCAAUCCGGUACCCAAACCACGAAGGACUUUCCGAUACUUGUCUGAGAAGGACCACACAGAUUGCCCUAAUGGAGGCUAUGCCGAGAGGAAGGCGCCAGAACGUCAGUCUAAUGGUGGCUGUCCUGCCUCAACCUCCCAUGACACUGGGCAGAAAGUGGUCAGCAGAGGAAUCCGAAGCAGAUCCAAGAGAAAGUCCUUUGAAUUUGAGGACAUCCAAGGUUACCGAAACCGGCUAGCAGCCAUUGAGUACCAAAAGCUCCAUGAAGAAUUGAAUGGCACCACAAGUGUCCGCCUCUAUUGCACGCAAUCGGAGGACAACCUCUAUGAGGACAUUAUUGAUCCUGCUAAGGAGAACCUGUAUGAAGACAUCAAAGUGAAGCCUCUCUGGAGGAUCCCCUCUGCUUGGAAGCUGCCUCCUGCCCGGAGCACCAUCAAGCCUCCCAAGCUACCCCCGAAGCCACACUUCCUUCACCGCAAAACCUUGGAGCUAAAGACCACAAGGAUCUGCCUGCGUGGGAGGCUGCCAAAGGACACAACUCUACCUGUUACGCUGACGGAGUGGAAGUUCUUCAAAGCAGGCGAGGCUGGAAGCAGGAAGAGGAAGAAUCUACCUCGGCUUGUGUUGAAGAUUCAGGAAAUCUUUGACUCCAAACGAGGGAAGAAGAGGGUGAAGUUGGUGGCCCAGACAGGAAAAGAAGUUUCUCCAGCCAGAGGUGAAACCAAUGGGUAUGACAGUGAACCGGAGAAUCUGCCAAAAAGUCGCCAUAAGCGCCUGCUGCAGGUACAGGCUCAGUCCAAGAGAAAUCCACACUACCAGACUCUGGAGCGGGACCUCAUCGAGUUCCAGGAGCAGCAGCUCUUUGAGCUCUUUGUGGUGGUGUCGCUACAGAAGAAGCCAUCAGAUGCAACAUACACCCCACAGAUUAUACAGCAGUUUCCUAGCAAGCCUGACCACCCCUUUCGGCAGUCUAAGGACACUGAAGAGAGGCUAAAAGUCAUCCCCAAAUUCUGUUUUCCUGACCCCAAAGACUGGUGCCCGACAUCAGAGUCAAAGAGUGAAACAUUUUCCUUUGUGCUGACUGGUGAGGAUGGCAGCCGCUGGUUCGGAUAUUGCAAGAAGCUCCUGCCAGAAGGGAAAGGCAAACGACUGCCUGAGGUAUACUGCAUGGUGAGUCGCCUUGGCUGCUUCAACCUUUUCUCUAAGAUAUUGGAUGAAGUGGAGAAGAGGCGUGAGAUGUCCCCAGCCCUGGUGCACCCAUUCAUGCGCAGCGUCAUGGAGGCACCGUUCCCUGCUCCUGGGCGCACCAUCACUGUGAAGAGUUUCCUGCCGGGAGCAGGAAAUGAGGUAAUUGAGCUUUGCCGUCCCCUGGACUCGCGUCUGGAACAUGUUGACUUUGAAUGCCUGUUUAAGUGCCUCAGUGUCUCUCACUUGAUCCAAGUCUGCGCUUCUCUCCUGCUGGAAAGGAGGGUGAUCUUUGUUGCUGACAAUUUGAGCACCUUGUCCAAAUGUGGUCAUGCUGUGGUUGCAGCACUCUACCCGUUCACCUGGCAACACACUUAUAUCCCUGUCCUGCCAGAUUCUAUGAUAGACAUUGUCUGCUCACCUACCCCUUUCCUUAUUGGCAUCCUCUCCUGCUCCUUAACUCAGCUCCAGGACCUGCCCAUUGAAGAGGUACUGAUUGUUGAUCUGUGCGCAGAUACAUUUUUACAACAGGUUUCAGAUGAAGAUGAAAUCCUACCUCACAAGCUCCAAGCUGCUCUCGUACAGAUCUUAGAAGAGAGAAAUGAAAUCUUGUCUCGGGAGCGGAAUUACACACAAGGUGACGUGACUCUGGACUUGUUGGUGUCGGAGGCUUUUGUGCGCUUCUUCGUGGAGAUUGUGGGGCACUACUCCCUGCACAUGCACGUCACUGAGAAAGGAGAGCGGGUGUUCCAGCGGGAUCCCUUCCGGAAGUCCCACACCUCCCGCAAUGUGCGCCAUUUCCUAGACAUCUUCAUGGAGACGCAAAUGUUCGCUGGUUUCAUACAGGAUCGAGAGCUACGGAAAAGCGGGGUUAAAGGCUUGUUUGAAGUCCGUGCCUUGGAGUAUUUGGAGACCAUUCCAGAGUCUGAGCCAAGUGGGAUGAACAAAAUCCUCCGUAGUCUGGGUAGCAAAAUGAAAUUUCUGCAAAAGAAGUGAGAAGAAGCUGAGUGCAAAAUUGCUGCUAAGAGUGGUUUUAAGUUCUCACCUGGCUGUCAGAAGGGGGCGCCACAUUGCCUGUUGCUGCAGCGUCAGAAGGGAUGACUCGAAUUCAAGCUCAGAUACCCUUCAAAUAAUUGGAAGAAAGGGCAUCAGAUCUGGGUGGAAUUCUCAAACCUUUGCUGUGCCCAGUUCAACGGGACUAUUACUGGGAGAAACUAGGCUUCUGUGUCUUUGUAGAAUUGGUCUACAAAGGAGAAUCCAGUUAGCUGUGUGAACUAUCCCUGUUUAUGCUGCUUGGCCUGAAGAGACUUCCUACACCCUCCUGUUUUUAUAAAUGACUCCUGCUCAAAGUAGCCCUGAGGGCUAAGCUGAUACCUUUUAAUAAGAGGAAUGAACCAGAAAUAAAUUUUUUAAAAAAACCACAACGAAUUCAGGAACUGACCUAUGGCAAUACUGCACUGCAGAGAUUCUCUGCAACUGGAAACUUCCUCUAAAACUGAAAGGCAAACCUGUACUCUAGGGCCUGUUCAUCCGUCUUCCUGUUACGUCCUCUGUUACUGGCCCAGGUUUAGCCACAUUCUCUUAUUAACUGUUGGCUUUACUUACGUCUUUCAAAGCUUUCUGUUUUUCAAAUACUGAAAGCAAGACGAGAACACCCACUUCUUUGUUUGUUCUGUUGGUUUUUAUACUGCAAACUUCAACCUGCUGCAAAUAUACAACUUCUGUGCCUUUUUGCAGACCUGCUUUUGCUACGUCAGGGGAUAUACCUCAGUCAAGACUGGUGUUUACUGGUCAAGAAAAUGCCGUUUAAACCCAAUUUGGGAAUAUGAAGACUUUUGAAAAAAAACAAAAUCAAAAAGUGGAAUUUAAAAUGAGUUUGUUUUGGUUUGAUACAGAACUAUUGUAAAAGAAAAGUGAGUUUCUUACCAUUGCAUUUUGUCGUGAAAUGGGUGGGAUAGAAACGGGUUCUUCCCUGUAAAGCAUUGCUCUAAUUUACCACAGCUGAACAUUCAUCAAAAACAUUUUCUUCCUCAUCUACACCAAGGUCUGUUGUUAUCUGCUUUUAGGGAACCCUUAUUCCUCCUGGUAGCUUGCACACUAUUUCCAAUAGCUGUUUAGAGUGUAAGGCAAAUAGUGUAAGGGCAUGUUUAGCCUGGAGAAGAGGAGGUUAAGGGGUGAUAUGAUAGCCAUGUUCAAAUAUAUAAAAGGAUGUC